AUGUUGGCCAAAAACAAGCGAAUUACUGAUAUCUCUCAAAAAUUCAAUACAGAAUUGCGAGGAUCAGCUUGCAUACGAGAAGAUUGGACCUGCCUUCCCUCUGCUCUCGCAAGUAAUAGCAGCAACAGUAGGCUUCUUGCUGUUGACAAGAAAAGGCCAAGAAUCCUUUCUCCCACUAAGCCUUCACUUCCCUUCGACCCUUCAAGAGGAGCGGAAUUGACUUAA
This is a messenger RNA of Thelazia callipaeda (thelaziosis nematode), 225 nucleotides long. The record is from the annotation of a GenBank genome assembly. NCBI's taxonomy places the organism in Eukaryota, Metazoa, Nematoda, Chromadorea, Rhabditida, Thelaziidae.